Molecule: messenger RNA, 4038 nt
Organism: Epinephelus fuscoguttatus (brown-marbled grouper)
Lineage: Eukaryota; Metazoa; Chordata; Actinopteri; Perciformes; Serranidae
Gene: wdr62
Product: WD repeat domain 62
Exons: 30
Coding region: 206-3742 (1178 amino acids)
Molecular function (GO): protein binding
Source: RefSeq, a predicted model, not a curated record
UUUCCUUUAGUUAGUUAACUUAGCAUGAAGCUAAGCUAAUCGUCCAUCAUCAUCAUCAUCAUCAACAACAACAACAACAGCGGCGGGGAGUUGUUGACCUCAGUGACGGGCUCCUUGUUCACUUCUGCGGGCUCUGAUGCGCCCACACCGCGGUGUGUAGCCUGUAUCUCUCCGGUGUUACGGUGAAAGUGAGGCGGGUGUCAGCAUGGCGGAGGGAGCUGACGCCGCGAAGAGGAAGCCAGCGGCGGGGACGAAGAGCCGACAGAGCCAGCCGAAGAGGAGCUGCAGCAGCCGGGUGAGUCUGGAGAAGGUUCUGGGGAUCAGCACAGCCAGCAGCAGCGGCCUGACCUCUGACCCCAGGUCUGGGCUCAUCGCAUAUCCUGCAGGGUGUGUCAUCGUCCUGCUUCACCCGAAGACCAACAAACAGAGACACAUCGUCAACACGUCCAGGAAGCCCUUCAGCGCUCUGUCCUUCUCUCAUGACGGGAAACACCUGGUCACUGGUGAGAGUGGUCACAUGCCCUGUGUGCGGGUGUGGGAGGUGGACGGGGGUCAGGUGGCCGAGGUUCAGUCUCAUAAAUACGGCGUUUCCUGCGUGGCGUUCUCUGCCAACAGCAGCUACAUCGUCUCCGUGGGAUACCAACACGACAUGACCGUCAGCGUGUGGGACUGGAGGAAAGGUUCCAUCAUCGCGUUCAACAAAGUGUCCAGCAGAGUCUUGGCUGUCUCCCUCUCUCAGGACAACAGCUACUUCGUCACCGCAGGAAACAGACAUGUCAAGUUCUGGUACCUGGACGCCUCCAAAGAACGACGGGUGAACAGCACGGUGCCACUGAUUGGACGGUCAGCAUUAUUAGGCGACUUUAAAGACAACUUGUUCAGCGGGGUGGCGUGUGGGCGUGGCCCCAUGGCGUCUAACACCUACUGCAUCACCAGCUCAGGUGUGCUGUGUCGGUUCAACAGCCGCCGGGAGCUGGAGGCCUGGGUCGACCUCAAGACGUCCUCAGCGAGCUGUCUGGCGGUCAGUGAGGACUUGAUGUUCUGUGGUUGUGCUGACGGAGCCGUCAGAGUGUUCAGUCCGUCUAAGAUGUUGUACAUCACCACGCUGUACUGCCCGCACCGCCUGGGCGUCGACCUCACCCAGAGUGUACAGCACAGUCCAGGUGCUCAGUACCCCAACACGCUGGCUCUGACCUUUGACCCCAUCGCCAGACACCUGACCUGUGUGUACAAUGACCACAGUUUGUACGUGUGGGACGUCGGAGACGUGAGGAACGCCGGGAAGCUGUACUCUGCUCUGUACCACAGCAGCUGUGUGUGGAGCGUUGAAGUGUAUCCCGAGCUGUCAGAUGUCUCUCAGGCCUGUCUGCCUCCAUCCUCCUUCCUCACCUGUUCAUCUGAUAACACCAUCAGGAUGUGGAACACUGACCCCCCCACUGCACACAGGAACCUCUACAGCAAUGACCUGUUGAGGAUUCUGUAUGUGGAGGAGGACGUGCAGGCCGAGGGGGAGAGGGGGGAGAGGGGGAAGGCAGCAGGGGCUGAUGGGAAGUCAGGGAUCAGAGUGCUGGGUGUCAGUCCUGAUGGACAACACCUGGCAGCUGGAGACCGCUGUGGAAAUGUGCGGAUCUUUGGUUUGGAGUUUCUGGAUGAGCUGGUGAAGAUUGAGGCUCAUGACUCUGAGGUGUUGUGUCUUGAGUUCUCCCCGGCAUCCACAGGUGUGAAGCUGUUGGCAUCAGCCAGCAAGGAUCGACUAAUCCACGUCUUCAACCUGGAGAAGAACUACAGUCUGGAACAGACUCUGAACGACCACUCAGCCUCCAUCACUGCUGUCAAGUUCACCGGUGAGAGUCCAGAGGUCCGAAUGGUGAGCUGUGGAGCCGACAAAAGCAUCUACUUCCAGACAGCUGAGCAGACGGCGGAGGGUCUGGAGUUCUCCAGGAGUCACCACGUGGUGGAGAAGACGAUGCUGUACGACAUGGACCUGGACUCAUCAAGGACGCACGUCGCCAUCGCCUGUCAGGACCGAAAUGUCAGGGUUUACAGCGUGGAAAUGGGGAAACUGAAGAAGUGUUUGAAAGGCUCGUCCAAUGACAAAGGAGCUCUGCUGAAGCUUCAGAUGGAUCCGUCAGGGUCGUUCUUCGCCACGAGCUGCUCUGAUAAAAGCAUCACCAUCUUUGACUACGAGUCAGGAGAGUGUGUCUCCACACUGUCUGGACACUCUGAGAUCGUCACCUGCAUGAGGUUCACUCAGGACUGCAGACACCUCAUCACCGUGUCCGGAGACAGUUGUGUGUUUGUGUGGAGGUUGGACUCUCAGAUGACCAGCACCAUGAGGAAGAGGCGGGGCCUCAGACUGACCACCGCACCUGAAACCUGCAGCCUCAGACCGCAGAACAUCAGGAGGGAGACCUUCAUCACUGGACCCUCGUCUCAGCUGCCUGAGGAGGAGGAGGAGGAGGAGGAGGAGGAGGAGGGGGUCCAGGGGAGUCCAGACAGACUAGACUCUGCUCUAUGUGAGGAGGAGGAGGAGGAGGAGGGGGACCUGGGGAGUCCAGACAGACUGGACUCUGCUCUAUAUGCUCCGCCUCUUCAGAGCAACGGGAAACUUCCCAUGUGGUUCAGAAAGCUGCAGGGUCAGGGCGGAGCCUCUUCUGCCAUCCAAUCAGGAACUGAGCCUCGCCAGGUGCGGAGUCGGUGGGCGGAGCACCCAAGCCCCCUGAUCAUCUGCUCCAACUUCUCCCCGAGUCCCACCAAGAGUCAGGAGGAAGAGGAGGAGGAGGAGCAGAGGGAGGAGGAGGAGGAAGACUUCCACCCUCAGAGGCUGGAGAAUCUGCUGGGAGAGGAGGAGCAGGUGCUGCAGAAUCCAGGUGAGAACAGGAGCAGCUACAUCAUCUACCCCAGCACCACCGACACCAACAGCACCACCGACACCUCGGCUGACAGGGAGUUUGAUGUGGAGCUCGUGGCCGAGCGCUCUCUGACCCAGCUGGAGGUCAAAGGUCAGAGGGUGGAGCCAGUGUGGAGCACUCAGCUGGGUCCAGACUCCGCCUGCUCUGAAGACUCAGCAGGAAGUCUGGAGCAGCAGCACGACACCGACACAGACUCUCUGAGUCAGGCCAGCUCUGUGGGCAGUUUGGGUCUGGAGGAUGACGAGGACAGAAACUCUGUGAAGAACCACUUUGACACUCUGGCGUCCAGUCUGACUGACGAGAAGUUCGAGGCCGACCUGAGGACGCUGCAGCCAUCAGAGGACAAACACUACCUGAACCCUCGACUCAGCAUCUCCACCCGCUUCCUGUCUCGCUUCCAGGACAGAAUCAGGCCAGUCUACCCACAAUCCUCAGGGACUCUGACAGACAGGGCGUGGCCCAGCCAGGCUCCGCCUCCUGUGUCAAUCCCAGCGAGCAUCUCAGAGGAGAGUAACGUCAGCAGCACGUCGGUGAGCUCUGAGUUGAGUUGUGACGUCGCCUCGUCCCAGGAUGAAAACAGCAGUGGUGGUUCAGGUGAUGGGAAAGAGACGCUCGGUCUGCAGCACUGUCAGCAGGUCGCCAACGAGCUGAGAGAGGCGGCGAGACGAGCCGUAGAUCUCUACCAACAGCUCAGCGUGUCGGCCGGUGCUUCGGAGCAGCAUCUUCAGAUGUCGUCCAUCCUGCAGGGAGCGUUUGAUGUUGUUCACUCCGAGCUGCAGGCGGUGCUGCCGGGAGGAGACGGGUGGGGCAGCAGCGCCCCCUCUGGUUGACUGGAGGAUGAGGUGUCUGCUGAGGGAAUACCCUGAUCUGCCGGUCCAGUUUGCCCAGAACAAACUGAACCGGAUCUGAACCAGGACCAGUCACUCCGCUGCUGUCGGUACGGAGGCUGAAAGGGGACAAAUUUCACUUCACCAUCAGCCCCAGUGACUUUAUCAACAUCAGUAUUAAAUUUAAUGCACCUUAUGUUUGUUUAUGUGGCAGCAAAAUGUGUUUUUGACCACGAUCACUGUUUGUACAUAAAGUGUAAUUUUAUGUUUCUAUAUAAUAAAUGUUUGUGUUUUACAGA